AUGGCCACUCUACUCCAGUACGGCCUCAUCUGGGCGUUAGCCCUUACUUCCAUGGUGUUACCUCUGGCCGCUGCCGACGCCGUCCCCAAACUCCGAAUAAUGCCCCUCGGCGACUCAAUCACAAAAGGAAACGGCUCCCCAGACAUGAACGGUUACCGCUCGAAGCUUCGCGAACUGCUCACAUCCAACAAAAACGAUUCCCGUUUCAGCGUCGACAUGAUAGGUAGUCUGCAGGAUGGCGACAUGCGAGAUAAUGACCACGAAGGGCACAGCGGGAAAUAUCUCGCCGAUAUUCAACAAUAUCUUAAACUGUCAAUCGAGGCGAAGCCAAAUCUCGUCCUGGUGCAUGCAGGGACGAAUAAUAUGGAUAAAGAAGUUGACCUUGAUAAAGCAGAUCGGUUGAUUGAGUCGAUCAUCGAUAGGCUUCUUGACGGGUCUCAGGGUGUUACAAUUCUUAUUGCACCGGUCAUCUGGGCAAAUGAUCCGCGGAUGCAGAGGAAUACAGAUGCGUAUAAUAAGAAGCUUCGUGCGAUUAUUCAACGAAGACAGGAGACGGGGCAACAUAUUCUUGAGGUUCCAAUUAGUAUUACCGUGAGUGACCUGUCUGACAAGAAACACCCGAACUCCGCUGGAUACAGCAAGAUGGCUGCGGCGUGGUACGACGGGAUUCUCGAAGCUCAAACCCGCGAAUGGAUCAAGGCUCCUGCCGCCGUCGACGCUGAUGAUCAUCCGGGGAUGGGGUUGGGCUACGGUCCUUAG
Aspergillus bombycis is the source of this 759-nucleotide messenger RNA. RefSeq names its product SGNH/GDSL hydrolase family protein. The record is from RefSeq and is a predicted model, not a curated record. The transcript has a single exon. The coding region runs from base 1 to 759 and encodes 252 amino acids. NCBI's taxonomy places the organism in Eukaryota, Fungi, Ascomycota, Eurotiomycetes, Eurotiales, Aspergillaceae. Gene Ontology annotation, molecular function: phosphatidylcholine lysophospholipase A1 activity.